This is a messenger RNA of Aureobasidium namibiae CBS 147.97, 561 nucleotides long. RefSeq lists its product as uncharacterized. NCBI's taxonomy places the organism in Eukaryota, Fungi, Ascomycota, Dothideomycetes, Dothideales, Saccotheciaceae. The record is from RefSeq and is a predicted model, not a curated record. Gene Ontology annotation, molecular function: zinc ion binding; DNA-binding transcription factor activity, RNA polymerase II-specific. Gene Ontology annotation, biological process: regulation of DNA-templated transcription. The transcript is spliced from 2 exons. Bases 1 to 561 code for a protein of 186 amino acids.
AUGGACGGUAGCCAUGCUCCCACAGACUCGGCCCCUCCGAGUGACACUGUACGAGGAAGCAGCAAGUCAGAACCGGCGCCAGGAUCCCAGCGACUGUCGGAUGCAAAGGUCACCAAGCCGAAACGCAGCGUGGUCCACGUGGCGUGCGCGUGUUGUAGGCGACUUCGUAUCAAGUGUGACGGCAUCAGACCGACUUGCCAACCAUGCGCCAGAAGAUACGAGGACUGCGUGUACGAUGUCGAAGCCAACACAACACGAUCCAAUGCCCUGAAACGCAAAAACGAAGAGCUCGCGCAGGAGAACGCAGAACUCCGAAGGCUGUACGACUUCCUGCUCAACCGUCCACUGGCCGAGGCUGAGGAGAUCUUUCGUCGCAUUCGCAGCACUCGAGAUCCGCUUGAGGUCCUGCGCCAUGUCAACACUGCUGAACUGCUCGUAUCCCAGACGAAUCCAUCUAUGAACCCCUCUCAGAACCAAGAUCGUCAACGCAGUGUAUCCACGGUGAACACUCUCUCCGCUUCUGGUUCAACCAAGUACGAUCCUGUCCACGACAACCAGUAG